Messenger RNA from Colletotrichum scovillei, 1244 nucleotides. RefSeq names its product SMP-30/Gluconolaconase/LRE-like region. NCBI's taxonomy places the organism in Eukaryota, Fungi, Ascomycota, Sordariomycetes, Glomerellales, Glomerellaceae. Bases 12 to 923 code for a protein of 303 amino acids. The record is from RefSeq and is a predicted model, not a curated record. Gene Ontology annotation, biological process: L-ascorbic acid biosynthetic process. The transcript is spliced from 2 exons. Gene Ontology annotation, molecular function: gluconolactonase activity; calcium ion binding.
ACCGAACAGAAAUGGCGCCUCUUCAGACAUGGACGGUCGAUAAGCCGUACCUCAACAUCCACUGCGGCCUGGGCGAAGGACCAUACUACGAAAGGGCGGCCAACAUCCUCCGCUUCGUCGACAUCAAGAAGAAGAGGGUCCACUUUGUCAACCUCGAGCAAGGGCCCGAGUCCCUGCGGACGGUGCAGCUCGAUGUGCCCGUCGGCGUGACGGCCGACGUCGAGGGUGUCGACCCGGCCGACAAGAUCCUGGUCGGCCUCAAGUACGGCAUCGCCGUGCUCGACGUCCGGUCGGGCGAGUACGAGUACGUCGCCAAGCUGCACGACCGGCACAAUGAGAGGCUGCGGUCCAACGACGGCGCCGUCGACCCCAACGGACGGUUUUGGCUUGGUACCAUGACGGAUUUCGGGCUGGGUGAUUUCCAGGUUGAAGGCGCACUGCACCGCUUCAACGGAAAGUCGGGCAACGAGCAAGUCCUCCAGGACAUCCUGAUCCCCAACUCGGUGGGAUGGUCCCCGGACAACAAGACAAUGUACUUUACGCACUCCACCGACCGUAAAGUCUACGCGUGGGACUACUCUGUCGCCGACGGCGGCGCGCUCUCCAACAAGCGCGUCUUCUACACCCACGACGGCAAAGGCGAGCCCGACGGCUUCCGCGUCGACACGGAGGGCAACCUGUGGCACGCCGUCUACGGCGAGGGUCGCGUGCUCAAGAUCUCGCCCCAGGGUCAGCUCCUUGGCGAGGUGCGCGUGCCGACGCUGGCGACGAGCUGCGUGCAGUUCGUCGGGACCGAGCUCUUCAUCACGACGGCGCAGCUUGGCGAGAACGAGGGGACCGAGGAGCAGAGGGAGCUUGGGGGCGCGUUGUUCCGCGUCGAUGUUGGCGCCAGGGGUCUGGAGCCGUUUGAGUUUAAGCUCUGAUGGGGGGUUUUUCCCGGGGAGGGGGAGAUGGAUCCGGGCUUUGGAUUGAGGGUUCAACAUGGGUUUGGGGUAAAGUAGCGCGUAUCGUGGUUGAGGUCGUGGUCUUGUUUCAUGGGUUCAUGGCCGCGAUUUCCACGGAUGGGGUCUGAUGAGCAUGGGGGCAUGUGUCACGUAGCUGCAUCAGAUACGAAGCGCGUUCUUCACGAUACCCUCACAAUGGAACACGAGCUAUGAUACUUGGGGUCUUGGAAGGACUGGAUGGAUGAAUGGCCAGGGUUUCUGAGUCCGUACCCCAAAGGGAACUAGGCAGGCAAUAGGGUG